AUGAAGGCAGCCACAGCUUAUUCUCAGUCUGCCGAGGACAAUGAUGCUGCUCCAUCAUGUUUUACCUCAUUGUCGUGCAACUUUGAUCACGACAUGUGCGGAUUUACGUCAACAACAGUGUCGGGGGCAGGUUAUUUCGCCCAUCUCGCCACAACCAACAUCCUGACCAAAGAUGGAGAUACAGCAGACCUCGACAGUCCUCCACUCUGCCACACUGGAACUUUCUGUCUCUCAUUUGAUUACUGGCUGGGGAAAGAGCCAGUCACAUUGGACAUACUGGUCCAAACAGGAGGCGGGACAUCUAAAGCCAUCUCAUGCCCAGGAACAACAAAAGGAAGUACAUCUAAAGCAACUACGCACAAGCCAUCGACUCACCAAAUAAAACAGAAAAUAACGCAGCACAUAAAAACUACAGCUGAACAAACGAAAAACAAACCUACAACCCCUAAACAAACUACACACAAACCUACUACCCCUGAACAAAUUACACACAAACCUACUACCCCCAAACCAACUUCUCACAAACUAACUACACACAAACCAACUACCCACAAAACAACUACACCUAAACCAACUACUAACAAACAAACUACACACAAACCAACAACUCGGAAAACAACGACACACAAACCAACAACUAACAAAGCAACUACACACAAACCAACUACCCAAAAAACAACCACACCUAAACCAACUACUUACAAACUAAAUUCACCUAAACCAACAACUCACAAAACAACGACACCCAAACCAAACACUCACAAACAAACUACCGCAAAACCAACCACUCACAAAGCAACUACACCUAAACCAACCACUCACAAACCAACUACAUACAAACCAUCUACGCACAAAACAACUACACCCAAACCAACCACUCACAAACCAACUACACACAAACCCACUACACCUAAACCAACCACUCACAAAACAACUACACCUAAACCAACCACUCACAAACCCUCUACACCUAAACCAACCACUCACAAACCAACUACACACAAACCAACUACGCACAAAACAACUACACCCAAACCAACCACUCACAAACCAACUACACACAAACCCACUACACCUAAACCAACCACUCACAAACCCACUACACCUAAACCAACCACUCACAAACAAACUAUACACAAACCCACUACACCUAAACCAAAAACUCACAAAACAACGACACUAAAACCAACCACUCACAAAACAACUACACCUAAACCAACCACUCACAAAGCAACUACACCUAAACCAACUACCCAAAAAACAACCACACCUAAACCAACUACUCACAAAACAACUACACCCAAACCAACCACUCAAAAAACAACUACACCCAAAUCAACCACUCACAAACCAACUAUACACAAAACAACUACACCUAAACCAAAAACUCACAAAACAACGACACCCAAACAAACAACUCACAAAACAACGACACCUAAACCAACCACUCACAAAGCAACUACACUAAAACCAACCACUCACAAAACAACUACACCAAAACCAAUCACUCACAAACAAACUACACCUAAACUAGCUACUCACAAAACAACUACACCUAAACCAACUACACCUAAACCAACUACACCUAAACCAGCCACGCACAAACCAACUACACACAAACCAACUACGCACAAAACAACUACACCUAAACCAACUACGCACAAACAAACUACACCUAAACCAACCACUCACAAAACAACUACACCUAAACCAACUACUCACAAACAAACUACACACAAACAAACAACUCACAAAACAACGACACCCAAACCAACAACUCACAAAGCAACUACACCUAAACCAACCACUCACAAAGCAACUACACCUAAACCAACUACGCACAAACAAACUACACCUAAACCAACUACUCACAAAACAAAUACACCUAAACCAACUACACCCAAACCAACUACACCUAAACCAACCACUCACAAAACAACGACACCCAAACCAAUCACUCACAAACAAACUACACACAAACCAACAACGCACAAAACAACUACACCUAAACCAAAAACUCACAAAACAACGACACCCAAACCAACCACUCACAAAACAACUACACCUAAACCAACUACACCUAAACCAACCACUCACAAAACAACGACACCUAAACCAAUCACUCACAAACAAACUACACCUAAACCAACUACUCACAAAACAACUACACCUAAACCAACUACACCUAAACCAACCACUCACAAACCAACUACACACAAACCAACUACGCACAAAACAACUACACCUAAACCAACUACACCCAAACAAACUACACACAAACAAACAACUCACAAAACAACGACACCCAAACCAACAACUCACAAAGCAACUACACUAAAACCAACCACUCACAAAACAACUACACCAAAACCAACCACUCACAAAACAACUACACAUAAACCAACUACUCACAAACAACCUACACACAAACAAACAACUCACAAAACAACGACACCCAAACCAACAACUCACAAAGCAACUACACUAAAACCAACCACUCACAAAACAACUACACCAAAACCAAUCACUCACAAACAAACUACACCUAAACUAGCUACUCACAAAACAACUACACCUAAACCAACUACACCUAAACCAACUACACCUAAACCAACCACGCACAAACCAACUACACACAAACCAACUACGCACAAAACAACUACACCUAAACCAACUACGCACAAACAAACUACACCUAAACCAACCACUCACAAAACAACUACACCAAAACCAACUACUAACAAACAAACUACACACAAACAAACAACUCACAAAACAACGACACCCAAACCAACAACUCACAAAGCAACUACACCUAAACCAACUACGCACAAACAAACUACACCUAAACCAACUACUCACAAAACAACUACACCUAAACCAACUACACCCAAACCAACUACACCUAAACCAACCACUCACAAAACAACGACACCCAAACCAAUCACUCACAAACAAACUACACAUAAACCAACAACGCACAAAACAACUACACCUAAACCAAAAACUCACAAAACAACGACACCCAAACCAACCACUCACAAAACAACUACACCUAAACCAACCACUCACAAAAAAACUACACACAAACAAACAACUCACAAAACAACGACACCCAAACCAACAACUCACAAACCAACUACACCUAAACCAACCACUCACAAACCAACUACGCACAAAACAACUACACCUAAACCAACAACUCACAAACCAACUACACCUAAACCAACCACUCACAAACCAACUACGCACAAAACAACUACACCCAAACCAACCACUCACAAACAAACUACACACAAACAAACAACUCACAAAACAACGACACCCAAACCAACAACUCACAAAACAACUACACCUAAACCAACCAUUCACAAAUCAACUACACCCAAACCAAUCACUCACAAACAAACUACACCUAAACCAACUACUCACAAAACAACUACACCUAAACCAACUACACCUAAACCAACUACACCUAAACCAACCACGCACAAACCAACUACACACAAACCAACUACGCACAAAACAACUACACCUAAACCAACUACGCACAAACAAACUACACCUAAACCAACCACUCACAAAACAACUACACCAAAACCAACUACUAACAAACAAACUACACACAAACAAACAACUCACAAAACAACGACACCCAAACCAACAACUCACAAAGCAACUACACCUAAACCAACUACGCACAAACAAACUACACCUAAACCAACUACUCACAAAACAACUACACCUAAACCAACUACACCCAAACCAACUACACCUAAACCAACCACUCACAAAACAACGACACCCAAACCAAUCACUCACAAACAAACUACACACAAACCAACAACGCACAAAACAACUACACCUAAACCAAAAACUCACAAAACAACGACACCCAAACCAACCACUCACAAAACAACUACACCUAAACCAACCACUCACAAAAAAACUACACACAAACAAACAACUCACAAAACAACGACACCCAAACCAACAACUCACAAACCAACUACACCUAAACCAACCACUCACAAACCAACUACGCACAAAACAACUACACCUAAACCAACAACUCACAAACCAACUACACCUAAACCAACCACUCACAAACCAACUACGCACAAAACAACUACACCCAAACCAACCACUCACAAACAAACUACACACAAACAAACAACUCACAAAACAACGACACCCAAACCAACAACUCACAAAACAACUACACCUAAACCAACCAUUCACAAAUCAACUACACCCAAACCAACUACGCACAAAACAACUACACCUAAACCAACUACUCACAAACAAACUACACACAAACAAACAACUCACAAAACAACGACACCCAAACCAACAACUCACAAAACAACGACACCCAAACCAACCACUCACAAACCAACCACACACAAACCAUCAACUCACAAAGCAGCUACACCUAAACCAACUACCCAAAAAACAACCACACCAAAACCAACUACUCACAAAACAACUACACACAAAACAACAACUCACAAAACAACUACACCCAAACUAACCAUUCACAAAACAACUACACCUAAACUAACUACUCACAAGACAACUACACCUAAGUCAACUACGCACAAAACAACUACUCACAAACCAACUACACCUAAACCAACUACACACAAAACAACUACUCAUAAACCAACUACACACAAAACAACUACAUACAAAACAACUACACCUAAACCAACCACUCACAAGACAACUACGACUAAACUAACUACACACAAACUAACUACACCUAAGCCAACUACUAACAAACAACCAACACCUACACCUACAAUUCACAAAACAACUAAAUCUAAACCAACCACUCACAAACAAACUUCACCCAAACCAACUGACCACGAAAUGACAACACCUAAACCAACUACAUCCAAACAAACUACAACUAAACCAACCACUCACAAAACAACUACACCUAAACCAACUACCCACAAACAAACUACAACUAAACCAACUACUCACAAAACAACGACACCCAAACCAACCACUCACAAACAAACUACAACUAAACCAACUACCCACAAACAAACUACAACUAAACCAACCACUCUCAAAACAACUACACCUAAACCAACUACACCCAAACAAUCUACAACUAAACCAACCACUCUCAAAACAACUACACCUAAACCAACUACACCCAAACAAACUACAACUAAACCAACCACUCUCAAAACAACUACACCUAAACCAACUACACCCAAACAAACUACAACUAAACCAACCACUCUCAAAACAACUACACCUAAACCAACUACACCCAAACAAACUACAACUAAACCAACCACUCUCAAAACAACUUCACCUAAACCAACUACACCCAAACAAACUACAACUAAACCAACCACUCACAAAACAACUACACCUAAACCAACUACACCCAAACAAACUACAACUAAACCAACCACUCUCAAAACAACUACACCUCAACCAACUACACCCAAACAAACUACAACUAAACCAACCACUCUCAAAACAACUACACCUAAACCAACUACACCCAAACAAACUACAACUAAACCAACCACUCUCAAAACAACUACACCUAAACCAACUACACCCAAACAAACUACAACUAAACCAACCACUAUCAAAACAACUACACUUAAACCAACUACACCCAAACAAACUACAACUAAACCAACCACUCUCAAAACAACUACACCUAAACCAACUACACCCAAACAAACUACAACUAAACCAACCACUCGCAAAACAACUACAACUAAACCAACUACUUACAAAGUAACUACACCUGAACCAACUACUCACAAACAAACUACACAUAAAUCAACUACAUCUACACCAUCUACAAGCACAGCAACUACAACUACAUCUACCCCAACUACAACUACACCAACUACAUCUUCACCAACUACAUCCAUGCCAACUCGACCUACUCCAACUUCACCUACUACAACUACACCAACUACAACUACACCAACUAAACCUACUACAACUGCACCAACUACCUCUACUCAAACUACAUCUGCACCAACUACAUCUACUACAAAUACACAAACUAUAACUACACCAACUACAUACACACUAACUACAGCUACACCAACUACAACUACUACAACAACACCUACAGUUACAUCUACAUCAAUUACAGCUAAACCAACUAUAUCCACGCCAACUACAUCUGCACCAACGACAACUACACCAACACCAACUACACCAACUACACCAACUACAUCCACAACAUCUACAACUACACCAACUACAACUACACCAACUACAUCUGCACCAACGACAACUACACCAACCGCAUCCACGCCAACUACAACUACAACAACUACAUCUACACCAACUACAUACACACCAACUACAACUACACCAACUACAUCUACACCAACUACAGCCACGCCAACUACAUCCACACCAACUACAACUACAUCUUCACCAACUAAAUCCACACCAACUACAACGACACCAACUACAACUACUACAACUACACCAACUACAACAACUACACCUGCACCAACUACACCUACACCAACUAUAUCUACUCUAACUACCUCUACUCCAACUACACCUACACCAACUACAACUACACCAACUACAACUACACCAACUACAUCUACUUCACCUACACAAACUUCAUCUACCCAAACUACAGCUACUAAAGCUACAGCUAUACCAACUACAUCUACACCAACUACAACUACACCAACUACAACUACACCAACUACAUCUACUUCAGCUACACCAACUUCAUCUACCCAAACUACAGCUACUAAAGCCACAGCUACACCAACUACAUCUACAUCUACACCAACUACAACUACACCAACUACAUCCACACCAACUACACCUACACCAACUACAUCCACACCAACUACAUCUACGCCAACUACAGCUACGCCAAGUGAAGCUAAAUCAACACUAACUGCACCUACAUCAUUUACAAUUACGCCAAACACAUCUACAUCAACUUCAUCUAUACCAGCUACAAGUUCGCCAACUACAACUACAUCUAUACCAACGUCCUUUACACCAACUACAUCUACACCAACAACUACAACCACAUCAACUACAUCUACACAAAGUACAGCGAAACGAGCAACACAAAAAACAACUAUACUUACACCAACUAUAACGAAAACAAUUUCACAUAAAAUAACAGCGCAGAAACCAAGCACACCUAAACCAUCUAAAUCUAACCAAACCACAGCAAAACCAACCACACACAAAAACACUACACCAACAACAACUACACAAAAAACAACUACACAGAAACAAACAACACCAAGACCAACAACUCCUACAUCCAGUCAAUCCACCAACAGUCCAUUUACGCAUUCAACGACUGAACACAAUGUGAACGCCGACCUCUUGGCUGGAAAGCACAGAGAUAUCAUCAUCGGUGUCACCGUCCCUCUCGUCGCCAUUUUGGUCAUCUUAGUCGCUAUCUUUUUAUACAAAAAACGUAUUCCGAAGAAGUCGACCUACAUCACUGACGACGAUGUGGCUGGGCGCUGGGUGGGCGUUGGCCGUGAAGACUACGCGGAGAAAUACAUAGAGCAGCCCAACGAAGCAUACAGCAUGGCAGUCUCAUCAAUGCACGAACACAUUAAUGACGAUGACUUUGAUGAUGUUCGGCUUUGAUCAAGAGAGGCACGGUCGAACAUUAUAUAGGGCAAAUGUUAUGUGUAUAGGUGUCAGGGUUUGUUAGGGAUAAGUAUUUUCAUACUAUUUACAUGUGAAUGUACACAUAUGACUGUUAUGGUUUUCAUAUUCGGGGAGGGGAUGGGUUAGCUUUGUGGUUAAAUGGUUCGCUCGCUGCGCCUAAGACCUGGUUUGGAUUACCCACAAUGGUACAAUGUGUAAAGCCCAUUUCAUGUGUACCCUGCCGUGACACUCACUCACUCACUCACUCACUCAAUCAAUCAC
This is a messenger RNA of Haliotis rufescens (red abalone), 7926 nucleotides long. Its product is annotated as mucin-2-like. Bases 1 to 7641 code for a protein of 2546 amino acids. The transcript has 5 exons. Lineage: Eukaryota; Metazoa; Mollusca; Gastropoda; Lepetellida; Haliotidae. The record is from RefSeq and is a predicted model, not a curated record.